AUGGACUCCUGUGGGAAAGCAGCGGUCUCACAGACUGACUCGGAGAAGGUGGAUCAGAAGCCAGAUCAGGACUCCACUGGGGGCUGGGGGUCCUGCCUGAAGAGAGUCUGGGGGGUCGUCCCGCAGAAGUACCGCAAUGAGCUGGAGCAGCUUUUUAAACUGGCAGGCCCCGUGGUCAUUUCCCAGAUGAUGAUCUUCAUGAUCAGUUUUGUCAGCACGGUGUUCUGCGGUCACCUGGGAAAAACCGAACUGGCAGGAGUAACGCUUUCCAUAGCAGUGGUCAACGUCACCGGCAUCUCCAUCGGCACUGGUUUGUCGUUAACUUGUGACACUCUCAUAUCUCAGACCUAUGGGAGCGGUAAUCUGAAGCGAGUGGGUGUGAUCCUCCAGAGGGGGGUUCUGAUUCUGCUGCUGGCCUGUUUCCCCUGCUGGGCCAUUCUCAUCAACACAGAACCUCUGCUGCUCGCUGUCAAACAAAGUCCAGAGGUUGCCAGGCUCUCCCAGCUGUACGUGAACAUCUUCAUGCCUGCUCUGCCGGCGGCUUUUAUGUACCAGCUGCAGGGGCGCUAUCUCCAGAACCAGGGAAUUAUAUGGCCUCAGGUUAUAACCGGAGCGAUUGGAAACAUCCUCAAUGCGAUAAUCAACUACGUCUUCCUGUAUCUUCUGGAACUGGGUGUGGCUGGGUCGGCGGCAGCCAACGCCAUCUCUCAGUAUGUUCUGGCUGUGGUCCUGUUUGUUUACAUUUGUCUGAGGGGUCUUCAUAAAGCCACGUGGGGAGGUUGGUCCCUCGACUGCCUCCAGGAGUGGGGGCCGUUCGUCCAGCUCGCUAUCCCCAGCAUGCUGAUGCUUUGUCUGGAGUGGUGGAUGUUUGAGGUGGGGGGGUUCCUGGCCGGACUGAUCAGCGAGGUGGAGCUGGGAGCACACGCCAUCAUAUACGAGCUGGCUGUUGUAGCUUACAUGUUUCCUCUGGGAUUUUCUGCUGCUGCCAGUGUUCGGGUCGGGAACGCUCUGGGUGCAGGAAAUGUGGAGCAGGCCAAGCUGUCCUGCAAGGUUCCCAUCUUCUGCACAUUCAUAAUUCCCUGUUUUGUUGGGGCCAUUUUCGGCUCUUCUCGGAACGUCGUGGGAUACAUUUUCACCACAGAUCCAGACAUUUUGGAGAGGGUUGCAGACGUCAUGAUCGUGUUCGCCUUCACGCACGUUGCUGAUUCUGCUGCAGGCGUCGCUGGGGGGGUUCUGAGAGGAGCAGGGAAACAGCUGAUUGGAGCUCUGUGCAACCUGGUGGGCUACUACUUCAUUGGUUUCCCCAUUGGUGUUUCGCUCAUGUUUGCUGCCAAGAUGGGGAUCGUGGGGCUUUGGACCGGACUCACGAUUUGCGUGCUGAUGCAGUCGAUUUUCUUCAUCACAUUUUUGUACAAACUUGACUGGAAGAAAGCUGCGGAGGAAGCUCAGGUGAGGGCAGGUGUGCAGAUCAAAAACGAGAAAGAGAUGAUGGAAAACACGGACUGUAAUCACUGCCAGACCCCGGUCAGCUCAGGACCUACCAGUCCUGAUGUGGAGGACCAAAUGGACCAGAACAUGCAAGUCCCAGACCAGAAUAAAUCCACCUCCACCACCGUGGGAGACGUGCUGUCGGUGAGACAGCUGGUUGUACGCCGAGGCCUGGCGGUGCUGCUCAUGCUCCUCAUCCUCACUGUGGGAAUCGUCGCGUCGCACUUCCUCACCAGACUGCUGAAGUCUCAGUGAUUUGAAGCUGGGACGAAAGAAUCCAACUUUUUAUUGGGAUCAGGUUCUCCCAUCUAAGGGUGACGAGGGCUGCUGAGACCCAACGGAGUUCAGUGCAGCCAG
Molecule: messenger RNA, 1845 nt
Organism: Nematolebias whitei (Rio pearlfish)
Lineage: Eukaryota; Metazoa; Chordata; Actinopteri; Cyprinodontiformes; Rivulidae
Product: multidrug and toxin extrusion protein 1-like
Exons: 16
Coding region: 1-1743 (580 amino acids)
Biological process (GO): xenobiotic detoxification by transmembrane export across the plasma membrane
Cellular component (GO): membrane
Molecular function (GO): antiporter activity; xenobiotic transmembrane transporter activity
Source: RefSeq, a predicted model, not a curated record